This is a messenger RNA of Erigeron canadensis, 2152 nucleotides long. Its product is annotated as beta-1,2-xylosyltransferase. The record is from RefSeq and is a predicted model, not a curated record. NCBI's taxonomy places the organism in Eukaryota, Viridiplantae, Streptophyta, Magnoliopsida, Asterales, Asteraceae. The transcript has 3 exons. Gene Ontology annotation, molecular function: glycosyltransferase activity. Bases 271 to 1773 code for a protein of 500 amino acids.
AAUCGAUAAGUAAUCAUUUUAUGAUUUAAAGGAAUUUUAGUGUAAUAGUUAAGUGGAUAUAUGAUUAAAACAGUUUUUUGCAAUAAAAAAAUGAAAAGAAAAGAACAACAAAUUACCAAGUUUGAGUUUUGAGGAAAAGAAAAGGAGAAAAGAAAAAGGAAAAGAAAAAGAAAAAGAUAUUCUGUGUUGUUGUAGGUAGAAUGGAAUGGAUUAGAUGAUGAUGAGGAUACAAUAAAUGGAAGUAACGGUGAAGAAGAAGAAGCCGGAGGGAUGAAGAGCAAAUACAUAAAACUUAUCAUAUUUCUAUUCAUUCUCAAUUCAAUCACCCUUUCACUCUAUUUCUCUUCCUCUUCUGAUUACUUGCACCGCCGCCGUUUCACCCUUCAACAACUACAUAAAACUAAUAAUUCCUCCAACUUACUUCAACAGCUACAUAAUAACAAUAAGCCAUGGCCGAUCUUGCCUUCUUACCUUCCAUGGCGCUCUUCCAAACUCCCUCCUCCUAAGUUGAGAUCAUGUGAAGCCUAUUUCGGCAACGGAUUCACUCGCCGUCUCGAUCUCCUCCCAGAAACAACAGAUGGAGGAUGGUUUAGAUGUUAUUACAGUGAGACUUUACGGAGUUCCGUAUGUGAGGGUGCAAGUUUGCGUAUGCAUCCUGACAAGAUCAAGAUGUCCGCCGGCGGUGAGGCUAUUGAGUCUGUCAUCGGCCGCUCUGAAGACGAAGAGCUCCCACUCUAUGAACCCGGUGCUUUUGAUUUACUUGUGCCCAACAACGACAAGAAGGAGUUUGGUAGCUUGUUGAAUGAGUAUUGGCCGAAACAAGGCGGAAGGCAUCCGAUGCGUGAUCUUAUCGAUUCCGUUCGCUUAGCCUCCCCAAAUCAAUUCCAUUGCUCUCAGUGGAUUGAGGAGCCAACACUUUUGAUCACUCGCUUCGAGUAUGCCAACCUUUUUCACACGGUCACCGAUUGGUACAGUGCCUAUGUGUCUUCAAGAGUUACUGGCUUGCCAAACCGGCCUCAACUGGUUUUCAUAGACGGCCACUGUAUGACGCAAUUGGAAGAAACAUGGAGGGCUGUGUUCUCAGGUCUAAGAUAUGCUAAAAGUUUCACUGGUCCUGUCUGCUUUCGUCAUGCUAUCCUCUCGCCAUUAGGGUAUGAAACUGCCAUGUUCAGGGGUUUGUCUGAAAAUAUUGAUUGUUAUGGAGCUUCAGCCCCUGAUUUAUGGCAGAACCCUGAUGACAAAAAAACGGCCCGAAUUUCAGAGUUUGGGGAGAUGAUACGGGCUGCAUUUUCACUUCCCUUACACCGACACCACCACAGUUCAAAAUCAGGGUCACUAGAUUAUAAUGUUUUGUUUGUGCGACGUGAGGAUUAUUUGGCCCAUCCUCGCCAUGGUGGGAAGGUUCAAUCAAGGCUUAGCAACGAACAAGAAGUAUUUGAUGCAUUAAAGAUCUGGUCAUCGACUCAUACAAAAUGCAAAAUUAAUCUAAUUAACGGACUAUUUGGGCAUAUGUCAAUGAAGGAACAAGUGAUAGCUGUACAAGAUGCAUCGGUUAUUGUGGGUGCUCAUGGUGCAGGACUCACUCACAUAGUAUCGGCAACAGAUGCGGAAGUUUUAGAGAUUGUUGCAAGCGAGUUUAGGAGACCUCAUUUUGAACUUAUUUCUCGGUGGAAAGGGCUGAAUUACCACCCUAUAUAUUUGAGUGGAUCGCAUGCCAAUCCAACAGUAGUUAUCAAAAAGCUCAGGGAUAUUUUGAAGAGCUUAGGAUGUUAAUAUGGAGUUGAAUCUGUAAUAUUUCACGUACCCUUUGAUUUUGGGGCAUAGCAUUUUUAGAGAAUAGAGAUUGUUCUCUUUCUCUUUGUUGACACGAUUCAAUAUUGUCAUGGAUGGGUUUAGCAUAAUUAUCAUAUGGCUUGAAAUAUUGAAGCAGUUGCCAGUUAAUGAAGAGGCGGGGUCAAAGCAUACUGGUUUUCUGCUGAAACACGAUUUGAAAUGACAUGACAUACGGAGUGUCUUUGUGUUGCUGUUUUUAUACGAAUAACAAUUUACAACUAUCGGUUGACAUCAUUGAACAUAGUUACUGUACUAUUUGCUAGAUUGUAAACAUGUGCAGACUUUCGAAUUUUGAUUAUGCAUCUUUACUCUUUUUGUA